AUGGAAAGAACGGAAAAAUCAGGCUCUAUAAAUAUUCGUGGCACUUUAUACCUAUACUCCCUCCAUGCAGAAUCUGACUCCCUUCAAAUCUCUUUCGAAGAAAAAGAAACAGGCAAAAAAUGACAAGGGGACUUUACCGAUCAAUACAUAGAAUCAAUGACCCAAAAAGCGAACUCUUUUAAACGCUUCCCAAUCUUCACCAAAAUGCUCAUUUCCUCAUUGGAAUCUUCGAGCGACUCUGUAAUUAUCGAUCUCCUAACAGCUCAAGAACUUGCAAUGUUCCGCAAUUGAAGAUCCCAAAAUACUUCAGCUGAUCCUAACCCUAAAGUUACUACAAAACGCUACUUAAUCUUAACUUAUACAGUAGAAUUUGAUAGAGUUCACUAUCCACUCCCUCUCGCUUUUCAAGAAACGCCAGACCCAGAGGCUCUACAGAGGACAAUUUCGAGACUGAGAUUUGAAUUGGAAUCAAUAAAAAAUGCGGCUCCUGAAGAAGGAGGGAUUAUUAAGAUUUAUCAAGAAAAUUCGCAGCUGAAACAAAGGCUUCAGAUUUUAGAGCAAAAUUUGACAAUAAAUUCAGCACAGAGGAAAGAAAAUCCGGAGAUUGAAAAUUUAAUUAAUGAAAAUAAGAUACUUGAAGAUGAGGUUAAGUUAAGUUCUAGUAGACUGCUGGAAAUUAUUUUAGCCUCUUACUGUUAAAUCACAGGCUUCAAGCUCGAGUGGCCCUAGUCAUUGGCGUCUCAAGAUGCCCUUUUCGUAUCAAGUCACCAUAAAAUGGUGACGUCACCAGUCUCUGUGGGAGACUCACCGGUCAUGCUUGGGUCAACUCUAUGGCAGAGACUCUCUUAGCCCUGCAGUGCUUAGACAUGAAUGAAACGCCCUACCUUCUUCUGGACUUUUAUGCCUUACCUAGGUGCAAAAUUGCUUUCCAGAAGUGUGAGCUAACUUAGUCUUGAGUUUUUAGUCUUUAAAGCAAGGAAAAAAGCCUAUAAUGAAGCCCUGAAAAGACCAAAAUCCGCCCAGGAAUUCCUAAAAGAAUGGCCUUUUGCCUGAGGUUGGAAUCAACUCACCAGUCACCCAGACCUUUGUUUAACUUGCCAUCUUUUAGAAAGUGAUGCAUGAAGAAGGUUCAUGCAAUUUAAGUAAAAUAUGGAGUGAGGGCCUUUAGAGACACCAAAUACAUUAGAACAUUCAGACAACCAGAACAAAAUUUUAUAGGCAAUUUAAUAGUAAAUUUAAGAGAAAAAAUAAUAUCUACAUGCUAGUUUACUAAAUUCUACUGCUACAUGCAUUUUUAAGUAUGUAUUCGGUGUUUCUAAAGACCCCACACCAUAAUUUUUACUUAUAUUACUGAACCUUGAAGAUGAAAAUGAAAAAUUAAAAAUCGAAGGAAAUAAAGAAGUCAGGAUUUUGAAAAAGAAAAACGAAGAUCUACAAAUAGGCCUUGAUAGCCUAAAACAGCAGAUGGAUGGAAUAAUAAACCAAUUAGAGUCAGAAAAUGACGAAAGAAUGGAAGUGAAAGAAAUCAAGACAAAAUAUACAAGUCUAUGCGGAAUGCUUGACAAAUCAGCAAAAAACGAAAAAAGAUUAAACGAAGAAAUAAAUAAAGUUCAAAUUGAAAUUGAAAAAUUAACUGAAUGCGAUGGAAAACAAAAAGAAAGGAUUAAACAGCUAGAAAGUGAAUUGCAAACAGCAAUAAAAGCAAGAAAUGCCAAGAAUGUCGGCUCUUCGCCUAAUAGAAUAAGUAGAUCUCCUGCAGCUAGAAGCCCUGGAUACUCAAGAGUCUCAAAUUCUCCAAAAACUGCUACUACAAAUUCAAGGACUUCUUCGAGACCUGGCUCUGAUAGAAUUCCACAAAGGGUCACUCAACCGUACAGAGGAAGAUCUCCAGGGACAUCUCCAGCUUCUUCUAUUAAUAGAAGUCCUCUUAAUUCAAGACAAAGGACUCCUCCAAAUAGAAGGGAUUCUCCUCCAGCUACAAGAAGCUCACCAAAUACAAGAGCUUCACCUAAUGCAAGAAAUUCUCCUAAUACCAGGAAUUCAUAUAAUGUAAGAAACUCACCAAAUACAAGAAAUUCUCCUAAUUCAAGAACUUCAUAUAAUGCUAUGCUAGUUAAAAGGUAAAUUAGCCAUAAGCUGGCAAGACCGCUAGCCUGUGCCUUAUCUUGGCUCUAAAAUGCUAUCCUCCAUCACCCCAGGAGACAAAAGAGGGAAAUGGAAGGCUGCCAUUUUGGAUUUCGGAUCUGAGCCACCUGUCCAAGGGAUCAGCUCCCUAGGGCAGAGCUGCCAUUUGUAGAGUGCCCCGAUGGUCCUGACAAGGGAAUACGUGGUAGGCAAAACCUAUCUAACCCACUUGACAGGGAAAACCUUUGGCGAGGAACAAAACUUCCCUCUUCUGCAAGGCAUCCCCAAAACUGAAGGUCUACUUCAAAAAGCACAGAGACCUGCUUUCGCCUUCAUCAGAUGGGUCCUACCUGCUCCUUUGGAGUGCGCCUAGGAGUCCAAUUUCCUCUAGCCUCGCCAUUUUAUUUCUAUAUAAUGCUCGGAAUUCUCCAAAUGCAAGGAAUUCUUAUAAUAGCAGAAAUUCACCGAAAGCUGGAUAUCAAAGAGGAGGAGUCACAGAUGAAAAUAAUCCAAUAAGAAAAAGAUCACCCAAAUCUAGUGGGCCUGCAGUUAGUGAUAUUGACGCAAGGCUAUCUAGACUCCAAGAAUUGUUAAAAAAAGCUAAAUCUUAA
Blepharisma stoltei is the source of this 2735-nucleotide messenger RNA. NCBI's taxonomy places the organism in Eukaryota, Ciliophora, Heterotrichea, Heterotrichida, Blepharismidae. The record is from the annotation of a GenBank genome assembly.